GUAUGUAUCUCACAUUGACGAAAUCAUCCAUUGCGACCGCUACAACAGCAAAGUUACCUCAAACCACGGCAGGCGCGCCGUCGGCAAUCAUCAUCCGACCCGAAGGACCAAAAUUCGAGGAAACAGCGAAUUCCAGUCCCGAACUGUCCCGACCGCGUCCGAUCGCGCUCGAAGCUCGCCGCCAUUUACACCGAAAGCCCGUUACCGAAGCACACGCUUCAGUCAGACGUCGACCGCCGAGGGGGUUGUUUCGUCGACCACCCUCGCUUUACCGCGUUACUUUCGUAAACAAUGCAACUCUUUCGUGGAACUACUAUUAA
This is a messenger RNA of Acanthoscelides obtectus, 320 nucleotides long. The record is from the annotation of a GenBank genome assembly. Lineage: Eukaryota; Metazoa; Arthropoda; Insecta; Coleoptera; Chrysomelidae.